GAAAGCAGUUGAAUUUGAACUGUCGUGGAAUACAGACUUGAAAAAGUAUUUCCCUUUUUCUGCUAAGAUAGCAAAGCAGCCAUCAUUUGUCAGUCAGUCAGAGUGGUGUGAGGUGAUCCCGGAUUGUUCUCUCUACCUUUGUGUGUGAAUAGUCGAAAUAAUAAAACAAAUCCAGUCGUUUCUAAGCGAAAAUAGCAAUUAUUCAUCGGCGAUACAAUUAGAAGAAAGCUCGCUCUAGUGUAGAACUUGGCCUGUGCCCCAGGAAGAAACAAGUGCACAGCAGCAACAGUUGAAGUUCCGCAGGAAGUGGGAGCUGGUGACCACCUUUUUAAAACCGGAGAAGUUGCAGAUUAGAUAAAGCAAAAAAUGGCCGAUCAACUUACAGAGGAACAGAUUGCCGAAUUCAAAGAAGCGUUUUCGCUGUUCGACAAGGACGGUGACGGCACCAUCACAACCAAGGAGCUGGGAACCGUGAUGCGAUCGCUAGGUCAGAACCCCACAGAAGCAGAACUGCAAGACAUGAUAAACGAAGUCGACGCAGACGGUAACGGUACGAUCGACUUCCCCGAGUUUCUCACCAUGAUGGCUCGUAAAAUGAAGGACACCGAUAGCGAAGAAGAAAUCCGGGAGGCGUUCCGAGUCUUCGACAAGGACGGCAACGGCUUCAUUUCGGCAGCUGAGCUGCGUCAUGUCAUGACCAAUCUCGGCGAGAAGCUAACGGACGAGGAAGUGGAUGAGAUGAUCCGUGAAGCCGAUAUAGAUGGCGACGGCCAAGUUAAUUAUGAAGAAUUCGUAACAAUGAUGACAUCGAAGUGAGCUACAGGUCGAAAAAUUGCGCCUUUCUAUUAUUUGUUUAUAAAGAAGACUGUAGCCACGCGCAACACCAGCUGCGCAACGCUAUUGCUAUGGAUUUAAAGAAAAAAAGGAGUAAAAAAGAGAAAAAACGUAAAAGUAAAAAUUAACAUUAAAUUAACUAAAAACACGAGAGGAAGAGAAAUAGAGAGAAAAAAAGGACAAAAAAAUAAUGCAAAAACCACGUAAGGAAAAAUAACUUAAAUUAAUUGUAACAACACAAUUUUAAAUAAGAUAAAUAAAAGGAGAAAGAAAAAAUACAUUAAUUAAAGUUAAUCACUAUCCUUAAUCUAUUUGUGUAAAUUUUUGUAAAAAUAAAAUAUAAAUAUAAAUUUAAAAGAAAGAAGACAGACAGGACAGGACAGGCAAAGGAAAGUGUGUUUAGGCUCGCUCUAGCGCGGCGGGACACCAGCAAAGGGCGCAGAAGGCUUUUGGAAAUGGUGGGACAGGACAGGACAGGAAAGAUAGGAUGAGAAUAGUUCCGUCGGUGGUGGUGGUCUGGGCCAGAGAAGGACAAACAUUCUAGGGAGGAAGGGGUCAGGCUAUGCUGUGUUGUUUCUGAGAUGGCACAUUCCAGCAGCCAGCCAACCGCGCGUUUGCGAAUCGUAUUUUCUCUCACACACCACAGACACACGUACAGAGGCACACAAUGAAAUGACCCGAAUGAGCAGCAAAAUUCCAAGACUACACCCCCCCCCCAAACUUUUCAGAAUGAAAGACAUGCAGCAGCUCCUGAGUCCGGCCCGGGAACGAAAGAGAUUUUUCUGAAGUUGGUAGGAUUUUGAACAGGAAGUGUUUUUUCAAAAUUUUUGAACGAUCUUUCUUUGCUCCAUAAACCCACGCAGUGGGUAAAAGGAGCAUUGGAGCAAUCAAGCUUGGCAUUCAUAGUUUUCAGCGAAAAUUGCAGAAGGAAACAAAACUCUUACACACAUAAAAUUGUAAUGGUAAUACUUAACCGAUGAAAGUGAAUUACUAUUUAUUAAAGUCGUAAUCUUGUAGUUGUUCGAUCUAAGAAAAACCAACAAAACAACAAAAGUUCGUGUUUUCUUAUCUCCUGAGAGGUUCUCUUGCUGCUGUUGGGUGUAGAGCACCGCGUGCGGUUGGUUUUGCCAGCUGAUGUCGUCCACUGGCCUGACCCAGAGGAAGAAUGUGAGUCUUUUUGCCUUCAAAGAGCUUCUGGUGGUGGCAGCAGUGCCAUGUUCGGGAAGUGUUUGUUUCGCUCGGAAAAAAGUGUGCAUUUCUCGGUCUUCUGCCACAUUGAUUGUCAUAGUUUACCAUUGCGCGCUGCUGUUGAGAUUUUUGUGCAGAGGAGAUGGAAAAUGAAUGGAUGCUUUUGGUGUUCAGAGAGCCGUCGUCGAAGCAGUGGGGAAUUGGUUUGGGUAGGAGUUUGCGAAGAAGGAAUCCCAGUGAAACAAACACACAAGGUCAUUACAGUAAUCGAGCGUACAACAGAAUGGAACGGAAAAAAACGUAAACGAUAUAUAGAAUUUGGGAAAAUUGGAAAUCCAACAAGGAAUGGAACGAAUUAUCUUUUUUUGCAGCAUUUACCUUCUCUAGCAAGUGAAAAAGAAUGGGAAAUUUAAACAUUAAGUGUGUACCUAGAUGAGAGUAUAAUAGCAUUGGAAAAAACAGAGAAAGAACAGAAUCCAUAUUAAAAAAAAUAUAGAGUAACAACAAACAAAAAAACAAGAAACCAUCUAUUAUGUGUAAUUUACUGCUAUAAUUUUCCACCAACAUACACACGCAUUACCAGAGGAGUAAAUCAAGCAAACACAAACGAAAAUACACACUUGUGGUAAAACAAAAACAUACAUUUUGAGCGAUAGCGAAAAUACACCGUUAGAGGAUAAAAAUCAGCAGUAUAUGAGAAUAAUGAAAGUAACGAAACAGUGUAUAUUAUUGUAACAAUAUAGGUUUUUUUAUUCGUGACCCAUAUAACCCACAUACUUCUUGCCUUCUCGUUUGAUAUUCUUUGGCAAGUGGUUAGCGGAUACGAACUUCCCAUUUAAAGUUUAACAAAUAUAUAUAUAUAUAUAUAUAUAAAUGACACAUGGAUACAAAAGCAAGCAAAAAACACUCUGUGAAUUUGAGCAAUUGUACACUCUCACACACAUAUAUACCGUACAUCAACACUCCCACACUCAUACACACAAAUUGCGCGACACACACACGGUGUACUUUUCGGUUUUGUUUGUGCGUUUCAUUUUCGUUUCCAGUUCGACUUUUGCUAUUGAUUAUUAACAUUAGAACAAGUAAACAUGAAGCAAAAAAAAACAAAAGCUGGAACGAUAAAGUAUAACAUUUUCUAUUGAAAAAUCUUUUUGUAAAAGUGAACAUGCAUAUUAAGAAAUGAGAUUAAAAAAAAAACUAAAUAUGAAGCAAAAAAAAAAAACAAGACCCAAAAAGAAUUAAACGACAAAACAAUUUGUGAACUAGUGAAAAGGCAUAUAUUUAAAUGAAGUUAAAAACAAAGCAAGCGAAGCGUUUCAGAAGUAAACAAACCAACUUUCAUCUGGUUAGAAUAGUUUCUCUUUCUGUGACACUUAAAACUGUAGCGGAGCAAAGAAAUAAAACAACUAGGGGGCAAGGCAGCGGAACCCGGGUAAAGUGGUGCGUGCGCGACCAUUGCUUUGUUUCGUGUCGAGGCGAGAACUCGGGUAAUCCUGAUCACAACCGCUCGCACGCGGGUUGUCUGCUUUCCUCUUCGCUAGGGAAGCGCGUUUCGGCCCCGGGGAUACCUUCGGUAGAAAGCUAGAGAGCGGCGGGGCGCUGGUUUCGCCAUUUCCCGAGCAAUCCCCACGGCUUAGCUCUCGGCUGGAGAUUAACACUUAAAAGCAAGCAACGAAUUUUGUGUAACGAUUCCACACUGUUGUGUCCGUCCUUUGGCGUCUCUCCUGAGGGCGAUGCCCAAAGAGUGUAAAGCCCACCCAACCCUGUGGGCGCCCGCGCGAGGCGCCAUGUUGACUUUUCACAAACGGACCCAGGCCAUAUGCAUGACGAACAAAAACAAUCGACCAGCGCCCCCACGCGAAUGUUUGACAAAAUCCUCCCACCAGGUAAAUUGCAAUCGUUUUUGUUUUGCAUCGGUCAAAAUACACCAGCGACGAAGACGAAGAAGAAACUACCUUCGCUGUUUGUUGUUAGUCGAGAUUUUUAGGACCCUGCACACACAGGACACUGUUUCGAACGCAUUUUUACGUUCCCAAACCGAUAAUCUCUCUCUACCCGACAGCGAUUAAACGAAAGAAUUUAACUCUCUUCAAAAUUCAACACUCUCUAAACUUUGAACUGAAACAAACAAAAAAAAAAGUUACUACCUUACAAGAAACUUUGAAUAAACAAAAUCAGAUAUAUUUAAGGAACGAGGUUAAUCAACUAGUGGACAAAAGAAAAUCCUUCGUAUAACAAAGGAAUAGAAAAAAACAACAAAAUCUAGCUAAAACAAACUUUAAAAUUGAAGAAAAUUUAUAACAUCAGUACGUUUAUCGGACAUGUAAUAAUCAAAAGUUACAACAACACAAAAGACACAACAAGGAAAGGAAAAUAAGAAAAGAAACAAAAACUCUGCAUUACAUCCAGUUAUACACCGUUUUGAUUUGCAAUCAAACACUUUUCAGUGCCACACAAAUCGAAAAACAAAUUUGUAUAUUUGUCAAGGACCGACUUAUCUAUGGUAAAACGGCAAUCAAGGUCAAUUUGCUAUUUGAACUCGUUUGAUUGGAUUUCCUCUUUUAAAUUACCCACAAAAUGUGUGGCAAAUUGUCAGCAGCAGGAGAGUUACAAAUAGAAUGAAGAAAACCCCGUAGUAAACUAACUACUCACACCCACAAAAACAUAUAAGAAUUAACGGGAAAGCAACAAUUAUUCCAGUAGCAAAAAGAAAAGAAAAAAAAAUUGAAACGAACUCGCUAUCGUGUGUGUGAUAACUAUAUAUUGACGCACUUCUAUUACCCAUUUUCGGUUUUUAUAAAGUGAAAAAGCUUAUCUUUUCUCUCAUUUUUUAUAAAAUGCGUGCUACCCCGGAGUUUUCACACGGAGCAACUUAAAACCUUCUCAACAAUAACCGAACAAAUAGAGCAUCGCAGAGAGAUAGAAAGCUAGAGAGAGAGGGUCAAGCGAAGGAAAAGCGCGUUGGUAGCAAACUAUACAACAACACACCCACAUAAACACAAACGCAUUCAUCAGAAUAAGAAAAAAACCAGAAAGAAUCUAUUCCCAAACAAAUGAAAAAAAAACAGAGAAAC
Toxorhynchites rutilus septentrionalis is the source of this 5096-nucleotide messenger RNA. Its product is annotated as calmodulin. Bases 367 to 816 code for a protein of 149 amino acids. Lineage: Eukaryota; Metazoa; Arthropoda; Insecta; Diptera; Culicidae. Gene Ontology annotation, molecular function: calcium ion binding; enzyme regulator activity. The record is from RefSeq and is a predicted model, not a curated record. The transcript is spliced from 4 exons.